This is a messenger RNA of Trifolium pratense (red clover), 1857 nucleotides long. Its product is annotated as FBD-associated F-box protein At3g52670-like. The transcript is spliced from 4 exons. Lineage: Eukaryota; Viridiplantae; Streptophyta; Magnoliopsida; Fabales; Fabaceae. Bases 48 to 1250 code for a protein of 400 amino acids. Gene Ontology annotation, molecular function: protein binding. The record is from RefSeq and is a predicted model, not a curated record.
UUUUCCAAAGAAGGGUUUUUUGUAUCCUCUUCUUCAAAAACUUUUCAAUGGAAACAAAAAACAAUAAGAUGAAAAAAACGACGCCGUCACAGUUAGCGACGGUAGAGAGUAUGAAUAACUUCUCCGACGAUAUACUAACUCACAUUAUCUCUUUUCUCCCAUUCAAACAAGCUAUCAGAACCAGCAUCCUCUCCAAGAGAUGGCUUCCGCUGUGCCAGUCACUCUUCGUUCUCACCUUCGAUGACAGCCGCGUGAAAAACACGAACGACUGGAUUCUCUUCUGUCGACAAAUCGACCAAGUUAUGUUCUCUCCACGCUCUCACCAAGUAACCCUAAAAUCUUUUCAUCUCAAAUGUCGUUCCAAACUCUGGAAAACCAAAGCUGAAUGUUUCAGUUUCAACAAAUGGAUUGAAGAAGCAAAACGACGCCGAAUUGAGGAACUCAAUUUAACCUUAUUAUUUGAUGUUCCUUUAAUACCUAACAUUUUUUGUUGCUGUAAAACACUUGUGAUUCUUAAAUUGCGGAGAAUACGUGUAGCCACCAAUAUGAUUGAUUGUUCUGUUGAUCUUCCUUUGCUCAAAACAUUGUAUUUGUUUGAUAUUAGUUUUAAACACAUGAAUGAUUUCAUGAAACUUCUCUCCGGGUGUCCUAAAUUGGAGAAUUUAGAAACUUCAUAUGUUAACGGUGUUAAAGAUGAUGGAGGGUACUUUAAACCCUUAUCCAAUUUGAUCAAGGCUAGUAUUAGUUUAUUCGAGGUUCCGUUUAGAGCUGUUUAUAAUGUCAAAACUUUAACCAUAUUCGAGUUGGGCAGAAAUCUUGGCAACGAAGGAACCAAUUCAUAUUACAAAGCCUUGCCCGUGUUUAAAAACUUAACAAAACUUCAACUAGAAUGGAUUCAAGGCACCCAUGAUUGGGAUGAGGUUGUGAAAAUGCUUCAAAAUUGUCCCACACUUCAAACACUUGAAAUUGAAAAGUGCCGGCAGAAGUCAACAACUAUAGAGGAUUGGAAAUACCCGGAUCAUGUUCCUGAAUGUGUUUCCUCUCAUCUAACAACAUGUAUAAUUAUGAAUUAUGAAGCCGUGGAAGCUGAUUUUCGGUUUGCAACAUAUAUUUUGCAGAAUGCCAUGCUUUUACAAGUUAUGAAAAUCCGCAGUUACCUUAACUCAAAUCCAAUGGCGAGCCCCCAAUUUUUAGAAGAUUUAACCUCCUGUCCAAGGAUUUCUCCCACAUGUAAGCUGUCAUUGUUAUGAGUUCUAGUUCCUAGAUGUAAUGUCUGGUGUUUUGGUUUGUUUCUAUACAAAUCAAUGGUCCACCAAAGUCUAGGGUGCACUUGAUAACAAUGUAAUGUACGUUUCGCAUAGCAUUUUCCGUAAACAAAUUGCUCGAGUAGAACAAUUUUUGGCUACUAUAUAUUAUGUUAUGUACAUACUUGUUGCAUUUGUGGCAUUGAAUAUUUGAUUUAUUUUGCAAAGAGUUAUUAGCUCUUUAGUUGCGGUCUACCUUCCUUUGCACAAAACUCUCAUUUCUGAUGUUAAAUGCUUGAUCACUCGUGUCACUUGACCUUUAACUCAUUUGCAUUUCAUGUAACUCCAAUGGUGCAAAUAAUUCUAGGUUGGAGCUUUAGAUCUUUUGACUCUUGAAUUACUAUACUGCAUACUUGAAUCAACUUGUUGGUGUUUGCAUAAUUUUCUUCAUGACUUCUUUUUCUGUUAUAUUAUCGCUGUUAUUAUUUAUUUCAUUAACCAAUGUAUCCAUUCAUGAAAAAUUAUCAUGAGUAAUUUUCAUCUUUCCAAGUUUCAUUUGCUGUUAUAGCAUGGAAUUUUUUUUUCAAGAUUUGGUAGCUCCACAUAUUUACUU